Populus trichocarpa (black cottonwood) is the source of this 2023-nucleotide messenger RNA. RefSeq lists its product as uncharacterized. The record is from RefSeq and is a predicted model, not a curated record. NCBI's taxonomy places the organism in Eukaryota, Viridiplantae, Streptophyta, Magnoliopsida, Malpighiales, Salicaceae. Gene Ontology annotation, biological process: protein dephosphorylation. The transcript is spliced from 7 exons. Gene Ontology annotation, molecular function: protein tyrosine/serine/threonine phosphatase activity. The coding region runs from base 598 to 1656 and encodes 352 amino acids.
GUGUAAAUGGAAGGUUUAAUCAUGAGUGGCCAGUAAUUAUUUGGCGCCACGUGGCAUGUUGUUAUGAUAGUUUCGGUUGUUCGUGUCCUCUUUUAACGGUUCACAUCAUGGGACGUUACCUUUUUUGUUCGAACAUGGCUACACUACACACGAUCAUGUCGCUUUGCCUGUACAAAUCUAGCCUUGUCUCUUACUCAACUAUGAAAGACAUGUCGUUUUCUAGGGAGUUUGUCCUACGUGGAACACACAAGCCUCAAAAGGCAAUCAAUCUUCACCACCUGUCCUGAUAUUUCCACGCCACACCCCCUCCAUUGGAAGUGCAUGGUGGGCCCAAUACUUUACAGGCAAAAAGACUACCCUUCCAUCUCCUGCCACGUAGAAAAACCCCAAACUCAUUCACACGUACUAAAUCAGUUAUUCACACGUGCCAACUCACCGCCUAUAAAUUCCUGCCACUCUAAAAUAUCGCAGCAGUUAGUAGCAGUAGCCGUAGACGAAGAUAAAAAAUCAGCAUAAAAAAAAAAGGAUUCCAUCCUUCUCCGGAAUAUUCCUUCUAAGGAGAAAACAAGUUUGUAAUUUUGUUAAUAUAUAUUUUUGAUGCCGUAUCUUGUACGCGAGAAUCUUUUCAUCGGAAACAUAAGCGACGCGGCGGAGGUUCUGCAAAACGGAAGUGCGGAAAUAACGCAUAUAUUAUCGGUUUUAAGUUCCGUGUCGAUAUCGUUCUUUACGGAAUGGAGAAGCGGAGUCAUAAUUCCGACGAAGGAGAUAAAGAAAGUGUGUGUCGGUGAUGAGUGGAGGAGUUGUUUGGCGGUGAAUAAGGUUUUGUAUUCGUUAGAGUAUGCAGGGAAGGAAUUGAAGCUAGUGAGAAUGGCGGUGCCGAUUAGGGAUAUGGAGAGUGAGGAUUUGUUAGAUUAUUUGGAUGUUUGUUUGGAUUUUAUUCAGAAGACUAGAAAAGAAGGAGCUGUUUUGGUGCAUUGUUUUGCUGGCGUUUCGAGAAGUGCAGCUAUCAUUACAGCGUACUUGAUGAAAAGUGAGCAAUUAUCUCUUGAAGAUGCUCUUGAAUCCCUAAGGCAAAGCUGUGAGUCUGUUGGUCCCAAUGAUGGCUUUUUAGAACAGUUGAAAAUGUUUGAGGAAAUGGGCUUCAAGGUUGAUCAUGCUAGUCCCAUAUACAAGCGGUUUCGCCUGAAAGCACUGGGUGAGUUUUACAACCGCGGAGAGAAGAUAGACAGUUCUAAAUUUGGGGCAGAUCCUGGUGUACCUACACAAGUCUCCUCUGAGGAAGAAGCAUCUCCAAAUGGAGGGGAAAAAGGUAUUCCUGCAUACCACUGCAAGAAGUGCCGUCGAGUAGUUGCAUUGCAGGAGAAUGUUAUGGAUCAUGUUCCAGGAGAGGGUGAGACAUCUUUCGCAUGGAGCAAGCAGAAAAGUGGCAACCCCCUUAACAAGUCUGAUGAGUCUGAGUGUUCUUCUAUUUUUGUUGAGCCUUUAAAGUGGAUGACAGCAGUUGAGGGAGGUAUGGUGGAGGGCAAGUUGUCCUGUGCUCAUUGUGAAGCUCGUUUGGGCUACUUCAAUUGGUCUGGUAUACAAUGCAGUUGUGGGAGCUGGAUUACUCCUGCCUUUCAGCUCCAUGAAAGCCGAGUAGACGUCAGCACUGUCUAAUACCUUCUAGGCAAAAGAAGAUGCCAGCUUAUCAUUUGACCACAGAAAGGCUCAGUUCUCUCAGCGAAUUUGAUACCAUGAAGAAGGGUAUGCUAUUUCGCCCACAGUCUGCACUUGCACAGAAUGAGCAAGUCCCGGAGCAUUUUUCGAAGUUGCCAUGUAUUUUUCCACAAAUAUCUUUGUGAAGCUGGAGCUGUAGGUUUGUAAUUCGAGAGAAAUAUUGCCAUGUAUUUGGUGUAUGAUAUGUUCAUGCAAUUAUACCAAUUUGCUUGGUAGUUGGAGUUUCUCCAAAUUGCUUUGGUCCUAAAAAAUGUCUUUGGUUAAUAUCUCGAGGAGAUAAUUGAAAAAACAAGACAUGAAAACAUAA